Messenger RNA from Exophiala mesophila, 4045 nucleotides. RefSeq lists its product as uncharacterized. The transcript has 2 exons. The record is from RefSeq and is a predicted model, not a curated record. Gene Ontology annotation, cellular component: endoplasmic reticulum membrane. Lineage: Eukaryota; Fungi; Ascomycota; Eurotiomycetes; Chaetothyriales; Herpotrichiellaceae. Gene Ontology annotation, biological process: GPI anchor biosynthetic process. Gene Ontology annotation, molecular function: mannose-ethanolamine phosphotransferase activity. The coding region runs from base 126 to 3209 and encodes 1027 amino acids.
GGCCUCUUCACACUCUGUAUACUAUUUCCCCGCAAAGAGAGUCCUUCUGAUGCGGUUAAGGAGUUGUCUCGUCCCCUUAACUCCUUCCCAUCUCUUUUCUUCUCUGCCCUGUUCCUGGUGAGGCCAUGGUCAACCACCAGGAUGGGCCAGCGCCAUCUUCUUCAGCACGGCAACAACCUCAGGCAGUCUCAGAGUCCGCGGCGGUGAGGGACGAGCAUAAUCGCCAAACCGUGGUCUCUUUCAAAGUCACUCACAUUCUUAUUGCCAUAUUUCUCCUCUGGCUCACUGUAAUACAAAUUCUAGGUGCUGUCCUUUUCGCGAAAGGGUUUCUCCUCACACGACUCGUCCUGAACAACAAGUCUGAAUGUACAGUCUUACCAAAUGGCCAAUUGGCCGAAAAGUCUACUGGGUGCUGGCACCCCAAGACUUUCGAUCGCGCAGUUGUCUUGAUCAUCGAUGCCUUACGAUAUGAUUUCACUGUCCCUUCACAGCGCUCCCUCAGAGAACCCACGCAGAAACACUAUCUCGACAAUCUACCUGUACUGCACGACAUGGCUGUCAACCACCCUUCCAAUGCCUUUCUCCUCCCGUUCAUUGCUGACCCUCCAACUGCAACACUUCAACGUCUAAAGGGCUUAACAACUGGAACAUUACCAACUUUUAUAGACCUUGGCUCAAACUUUGCUGGAACAGCCAUAGAGGAGGAUAACAUAAUCGCACAUCUAAGAGACGCCGGGAAAACGAUAGUACAUCUAGGAGAUGAUACCUGGCACGCUUUAUUCCCUGGUUACUUCGACCCAAAUAUGACCCGGCCAUAUGAUUCAUUCAACGUAUGGGACCUGCAUACAGUCGACAAUGGUGUUAUUGAACAUUUGUUUCCCCUACUAUCGCAGCAACAGCCUGCAUGGGACGUCAUCAUCGGUCACUUUCUUGGUGUGGACCAUGCAGGUCAUCGAUAUGGACCAGAUCACCCAGCGAUGGCGGAGAAGCUUGUGCAAAUGAACGGCGUUCUGCAGAAAAUCAUCCAGAACAUCGAUGAUGAUACACUUCUGAUUGUUUUUGGCGAUCAUGGAAUGGAUUCCAAGGGUGAUCAUGGUGGUGAGUCGGACGAUGAAAUUGAGGCAGCUCUUUGGAUGUAUUCGAAGAAGCCACGUUUUGGGCGUCUCGACGAAAAAGACCUGUUACCUCCAGCCACUGCGAAAGAACGACCUGUCGGUCAGAUUGAUUUUGUGUCAACACUGUCCCUGCUCCUGGGACUGCCGAUACCCUUCAAUAAUCUUGGUUAUCCCAUAGCCGAGGCGUUUGUUGGUCCGGGAAAGGUUGAUUGGAAAAACCUAGCCAGGGUCUCUGAACUAGCACAAGCUCAGAUUGCAAGGUAUCAAGACAACUAUUCCAAAUCCCGUGAAUCUGGGAUCCAUGAUGGCAUGGAUAAAUCCCAAGCAGAACUCCUCAGCCAAGCGCUUGAAGCCAGAACGAAUCGCCAACACAAAGAUUCUUACCAUCACUUAUCGCGGUGGCAACGCGAAGCAGUGAGUAUGUACAGAAAGCUUUGGGCCAACUUCAACCUCGGCGACAUGGUUCUUGGUGUCGGGGUCUCUGCAGCGGCCUUGAUCCUUUUGGCAUCAACCUCUGGACUGUCAUCCGACGAUACAAUCACAUUCACGACGAAAACACUAAGGUUUGCUGCACUGGGCUCAUUCAUUGGUUGUGGAGCUGGUGUUGCUCUUGCAAAGCUCUCCCCUCGAACCUUCACACUUCUAACUGGCAUCAUAUUCGGCGUCAGCGCAGGCGGAGUUAUCUCAGCGGCUCUUCCCACAUUUAUGCAUCACUUCAAAACAAGCUUCACCUUUCCCUCUGUAUGGGGAGGAAUGGCACUUGUUUUUGUCAUCUCCCAAUCUGCCGGAUUCGCGUCAAACUCAUACACCAUUCAUGAAGAUACGAUAUUGCUUUUCUUUCUGACCUCAUUUGGCCUCGUGUCGCUCAUGUCUUCCCUGCGACAAGCAUCCAAGGUUGAUCGCAUCUUGGGUACAUAUCAGUCCGUUUUGUUCAUACUAAUUACUCGCGCGGCGUCCUAUUCUAAGCUUUGUCGAGAGGAGCAAAUGCCUGGCUGUCGUUCAACAUUUUACUCGACGCAGACUUCCUCAAAUUCGACACCUUGGCAAUUGGUCGUUCCCUACGUCAUCUCUUUUCUUCUACCACAAAUUAUCAAAGGGUUUUAUCACGGUACAGCGUCCUACCAUGCAUCUGCUGUUCUCUCGAUCGGGCUUGCCUUCCGUAUCGGGCUGGUAUUGGUUGCUGCAUUCUGGUCUAUCGAAGCAGCCGAAGCAACCGGCUGGCUUGGUAGUACUUUCUCCCCUUCUACUCUCAAAACCAUUGGAGUGUGGCUUGCUCGCUGUGUAUUUCUGAUGGCUUUUGGGGUUGGAGUCGGGAUUUCUGUGGCUGCGGAGCCAUGUAUCAGCGUUGAAAUCACGGAAGCAACCACUCAUCCAGUCCCGGAUGAUUCAAAAUCGGCAGCACUUGUGCCUGGAAAGCCUCAAAUCCGUGUCUUUGGCUAUGCCAAUACAUUUGGAAGCCAUUACUUCCUAUUCCUACCUAUCUUAAUACUGUCGACCAUUGUCCUACUGCCGCCAAUGGGACAGUACAGUCUGGCUUUGAUGACGUGGCAAAUUCUGUGUCUGCUGGAGAUGCUUGAUACGAACGGCCUUAUCAUUUCAUCUCGCUACAAGUCAUCAAUUGGACCAAUUGUGCUUGGACUCCUGGGCUCGUUUUACUUUUUCAAGACUGGCCACCAAGCCACCUUUGCUUCCAUUCAAUGGAAUGCGGCAUUUGUUCCUCUACGCACAAUCAAAUACCCUUGGUCCCCGCUUUUGAUCAUUCUCAACACCUUUGGGCCUCAGAUCAUCUGUGCUGCUGCGGUGCCACUGACCGUGCUGUGGAAACGACCGACGAGCCGCUCCGCAACUCAUGGUCUGUGGGGAGAUGUCCUGAAUGCUUGCCUCAAACAUAUGCUAUACUAUGCAACCAUUCAAUUAGCAACAACCGUGUGGGCUGGACAUCUACGAAGACAUCUCAUGUUGUAUCGGGUUUUCAUGCCUCGAUACCUGAUGUCGACCGUCAUCCUCUUUGUUGUGGAUGUGGUUCUGGUGGCUGUAGCGCUGACGGGAACAAGACUCACUGGCCUCAGUGUGGGAAAGGUGUUUGGCUAUUGAGAAUGUGCUUAGCUUCAUCACAUUAUUUUUGUGGAUGACCGUCGUCAUUGCGACAGCUAAGUACUUCAUGUGCUCAAAUCUGUCCAUACGCCGCCGCUAUCAAGACUAUAAAAUUAUGGAUCGCUCCACAUACUGUACGAUUGUCAGACGAAUUCAAGGCGUUGUAUUCUCAAGAAUUAGUUGGCCUUCUUACCCUCCACGAUCAUCAAUUGAUGGUACAUUUAUGAUCAGACCUCCUUCUAGACUUAUCCUUACUCCGCCUAGAAGAGCCACCCGCACUAUCUCUUUGUGCCUGCUCCUGUUCCAUCGCCUCCCUCCUCUCCUUCUUCUCCCGUUCUUUGAGAUACUUAUUCCACCUAUCACGAUACGACUGUUCAAUCCUCUCCUCCGUUCUCCUCUCCUCAAUCUCCUCCCUCUUCCAACCCACCAAUCUCUCCACAUCCGCCCCUUUAUGCGCUUCACCUCUUGAAUACCUCCCCAACAUCUGCCCACCAAUAUUCCCCGCCGAAGGACCCGGUACCGGCGCGGCACGCGGAUCCUGAUGUUCCCUCCCUGGUGUCGGUUUGGGCAAUCGUAUAUACGGAUUAUGUAUAUCAUGCACCGGUCGCACCAUGUCGCUGAAACUUCCUAUUGUGGUGGGAUUGCUCGGAAUAUUGGGAGUUGAAGGUCGUCGAGCGUGGGAGUUUGGUUGUGAGCCAGAAGAAUGGCUACUUCCGAUUCUCAUGACCGAAGUUCCUCCUGGGCUCAGAGGUGGUGAUUUGGGGUUUUCAGGGAGAUAGGUCGUGGCGCCGUAUCCGGCGCUGGAGCGGAAGCGAGGAGGGGAUGAGGGUGGGGAG